Molecule: messenger RNA, 5811 nt
Organism: Alternaria burnsii
Lineage: Eukaryota; Fungi; Ascomycota; Dothideomycetes; Pleosporales; Pleosporaceae
Exons: 7
Coding region: 1-5811 (1936 amino acids)
Cellular component (GO): cytoplasm
Source: RefSeq, a predicted model, not a curated record
AUGCUCAACCGUCAGAUUAGCAGGGACAAAAGAGGGAAGAUUGUAGUGCGCCUAGGCGGUCUAAAUGACAUCAGGCUCGGCGCUCCUGCACACCCACCUACCUUUACGCCACCUAUUGUCACCCCAUAUGAAAAGCUCGAAUCGAGUGUUGCGGAUUACACAUUCGAACAGUACAAAGCCGCCAACCUCAACAUCGACCAGCAACACGAUAUCAUCGGCAAGCUCCGCAAUGAGCUUCCUAUCAUCGACCGCGACGAAGUCGACGAUACGCUUCUGCGUUCGAUGGCACAGCAGUUCGAGCUCGCAAUUUUCCCAAUAUGUAAGAUGAUGCAUGUCGACCCCCUAGCCGUGAAGCGCAUGUUCGAUAACCAGUUCCGCAUGGCGUAUGGACCAGAGGUAGAGGCGGAGGUAUUAGCAAAGCUAGGCUUGUGUCGCUUAGAAGACAUCGAGAAAGCUGUCACUGCAGUGAAAACAGGGAUGGUCACCAAAGAAGACAUCGAGCACAGUGCGACCAAUGUGGAAGAAAGCUCAAUAAGGCAGGAGAGAGACAUGGUUGCCACUCCUCCACCGAAGAAGAAAGCGAGGAUGGCACCGCCCAACAACACACAGAAGGAUCUCAAGGCUCACAUUGCAAGGAGAAGGCGUGCGCAUCGUGGGUGCAAGAUCUUGACGCUGCGCUCGCCUUAUUGGAGACUCCACCAAUGUUUCGGGGAGUGGCUCUGCAUCGACAUUGUUGUGGGUCGCAACGGGCCGUCACGAGUCGUGUGCGCUAAAAUUUCCCCGCCGUUUACAACCUCGUACCCGCCAUGUCAGAAACUGGUAUUCUCUUGCAUCAAUCACAGAUUGGAAGGAUCAAAGACUGAACCCACUACUUCCCCUCUCCAAUCUACUCACACCAUGUCGGGUCUCAACGAGUCACAAAUCUUUCUCGCCAAGUACCACUUAUACAAGAAAGCCACUUCUACAAUCGCAGGAUGGAUUGCCGAAACCGCCGCUUCCAUCGGCUUCGAUGUCAAAACGAAAGACCAAAAACAGCAGAAGCCGAAAUCGAAAUCGAAAAAGGGUGCGAAGGGGAGAGGCAAACAGAAAGCGACAGGUGGAAGCAGUAGCACAGUGUAUCAACUUGGAGUGUCAGAUUUCGUACCAAUGGCAGAAGCGAUCGCAAAAGCUGGAGAACAAGCAGAAUCCGAGAUCAUGGUUCCCGUUGCUUUAUGCCGGCACUUCAGUCGCGCCAUUCAGACACGUCGAAAAGUAUCUCAGUGGUACAAGGCGAGAGUUCUUGAGGACACCUUCGCAUCUCUCAAACCGUUUCUCGGAACGGGCGGACCAGAACCUGCACGAAACAACGUUUCCGAUACUACUACGUCGGGCUUGUCGUCUCGUAAUCGCUUUGCGGGAUUGACCGUCGACGAGCUUGCAGCGGUAGCCGAUGAGGAAGACAUCGCUGAAGACACACUUUCCGAAUUUUCCGGAGUCAAGCUUGAGGAAGUCGAGGAGGACAAAGAAGACGACUUCUGGGUUGCUGUUGCGCUCAUGCUACAGGAGCAGCAAGACAUGAGAGAGAUGGUACGUGAGAACUGGGAGAAAUACAAGAGCGGUGAAGUCGACCUGGUUGUGGCGGCCAUGACCACGGAUACUGCUAUCAAACUUGCUCAGGGUGCUGAAGCGAAGUUUGACCUGUUAGUAACGCGACCAAAGAAAUAUUCACAGACUGAAUAUCCGGUUUGGACACUCUCCGCUGUUCUCUUCUACAACAACCACGAAGAUAUGCACCAAUGGCCCCUCGAGGAGAUUGCGAAGCCUUCUGCCAAGCUUGGAGUUACAGCCGAUGCCCAGAGUGAAGCGCACUUUGACUUUUGGCCAGUAUUCGCUGGCUUGAAAUUUUAUCUCCACAAACACAUUACUAAGACGAACUCGAUUCCACAAGUAGUUCCCAAGGACUUCGGUAAUGCCAACAUCUACAGUCGAACGUUGAGAGCGAUCGAACUCGCGCAAGUCAUGCGGAUCAUUGCAAAAGCAGUUAAACGCCCGGCACUCCUAGACAUGGUCUCUAGAGGUCUUUUGGACAUGCUUAGCGAGCACACUGUCCCAAUGUGGCUUACAUAUGGUGUUCAGCUCCAUUUUGAUUCGCAAGACAUCUUGGGCGAAAGAACUCACCGACCACAUGUUGAACUUCAGGUCUACCUGAACCACUUGAUCGGAUCGCAGCGGGAAACUAUAGAGGAAUGGGAGGAUCCAAUGAUGCCAAAAGAAGUCCAGUAUGAAUGUUACAAUCCUCUCAAAGAGGCAUACAAUGAGAUGAGUGUAUGGGCGAACUAUGAUGGGUCUAACAAACAAUGGGAAAGGCUCAAGAAAGAUCCAAAAGUGGGUGGGCAUCCAAUCUUCAGGAAAUUGAAGAGCGAGCCUUUCUACCUGUAUAGACACAAUCCUCUGCUUUGCGGUAUGAUGAAGUACCACUUUCUGGUCCACUGGCACGCGGCUGGCAUAUCACAUGAAGCAACCUCAUGUUCUAUCCUUUUCAUUGCCCAUGUUUACAUGGGCACACAGCUGAGAAACCCUUCCGAUCCAGUAUGGCCCGACAUGGAGUUCAUGCUCUUCAGCCAAGAUCCCCGAUACCUGUUACUCGAAAGGCCGCCCGAGUCUCCUGAGGAAGCGCGGACACUCUUCGAUAUAGCUACUGGUCAGCCCACUCUCAAGCAAGUGGGUUCAUAUGCUCUCGACCGUUUGAACUUCAGCGAUGAGUUUCUAGGCAAGCCUAGAUAUGAUCCAAAUAGCAAGACACGGUCGUUCAGAGAUGCAAGCGUGUUUGGGGAUUCUGUCUACUUGCCACGCGGUGCAGUUGCCUCCUGGAUCAAUAAAAAACCUGGCGGAGCUUUCAACGGUAAAAUCGAUACCAUUGCAAAGGCACUUCUUGCGGCAUCAUCUCCCGAUGCAACUCGUGGCCGUCUCGCUCGCGCAAUGCAAGCUUCCCAGGAGAAGCAGGGAAUGAAACUAGAACCGUUGAACGGAAAAGAAGGGCUGACUCCUAUUGCCAUCUUGCAACAUUUUGCUUUCUGGCUGCAGGCCGACAUGCCAGACCUUUGGUUCAACGGAGCGUUGAUGCAGCGGCAAUGCUCGCAUACAUGGAAAGCCAUCUACAAAGCGCUCGAGCGUGACCCAGCUUGGGACAGCUUCUUUUCAAAAUUCGAACAGUCGGCGCAACAGGCAGCAAACGCCAUCAUCUCCACGUCCGUGAUCGAAGGAAAUUACCCUCGCUUCAUGGACAUAGCGCGCAAUGCAAUGCUUGAAUAUCUAAAGCAGCAAGACAGCGGGCUGGGAUGCCCGCGAAGCGAGGUAAGCUUGAUAGAUAUGGUGAAGUACCACAAGAGAGCCGUAAGAUUGCUUACAGAUGAUGGACCCCUAAGUAUCGACAAUUUGUACAAAGGUUGGACGGCAGAGCAGAAACAACAGAAGAAGGAUGCAUUCGCGGACGCUGUCACACAGACUGAGGACAUGACUGGAAAUGCCGAUUUAGAGGCGAUGUUCAAGGCUCAGGCGCUCAAAUCGAUCAUGGGUCGCGCUCUGGGAGUAAUACAUUAUUACCAUUUCAACACGAUGGCGCCGAUUGCAAGCCCUCUGCACAUCACCAAUUUGACGGACGGGGAAACAAUUCAUCAGCGCUGUCUCUUGGUCACAGGUACCUUUACGCUUCCCGUCGCUGAAGGCAGUUACAUCCAUGUCGCCACUAAAGGUGCCAACAACGCCCAAUCGUUUCCCGAGCAGACGUGGCCGAUAGCAGGUGGUAACUUCAAGGCUCUUGUCAUGCUCUCUCCAGGGCAGAAUAUCCUCGAAUUUGCAUACGUCUGCAAUGACUGCCUCGAACACACCAUCGAGAUGAAUGUCAACUACAUUCCGCUCUUGCAAUGUCCACCUCUUCAUCUCGCCAUAAUGGUUGCCGCAGACUCACCAUGCAUCAUCGACUGCCCACAUUCAAAGGCCGCUGGGAUUUCUUCGGCGCACUCAGACCUCGACGCAGCGAUCGCCAAGGUCCGCAUGGCGGCUUAUAUGUGGCAAGCUAUGACUGCGGAAGACCUGAGGCUGCAAGGAGCUGGACGCCGAUCGUUCAGGUUGGAUGAAGAAUGGACGGCUGACACGAUCAGCCGUGAUUUUCUCAAUGCGCAAGUUGACGGGGCUCUCGAUGGCGAGGGUGCCAUGCGAUCGACCGCCAAAGUCAACAUCAUUCGCUCUUCUAGAACUGUCAAAGAAAUCCGAGAUAAGGAGGUUGCACAGCAGAAUCCUUCUGCCCGUCGCAACAAUGGCUUGUUCGACUACUUUCUGGAAGCGCUCAAGGAAAGGGGAGGACCAUUUGCUUCUGAGGCACAUCCCAUCGUUGCUGGAUUGAUUCUCGACUCACACUACAAUGUCUCGCAGAAGCUGAUCCUCGGACACGCAGCUUUGGGUUGCCACAACCCCGACGGAAUCUCGCUGGGCAUGUUCGGUAGCCAUCUGGCCUACUCCUGGCCGCGCUUCCUAGAGGAAGUCACAGGUUGUCUUACAGACAUCCGUAAACCUGGAGACAAGGUAGGUGAUGACAACGGAGAGUGCAAUACCAUGUGGGAAGCAUGCGCCAUUGGCCAAGGCGCUUUCCUCCAUGAAGUCGGCCAUGCACUUGGAUCGCCUCAUCGUUCAGGCAUCAUGGAGCGCGGAUAUGCGCAAGACUGGCCCAAGAACUUUCUCCCCAAGACCGCGUAUUCUGGUCGCCUCAAGGCAGAAGGCGUACUUGUCGACCCUCAUAGCACACCUAACAAAGCCCGUUGGAAUCUAGCUGAUGCGCUCUCCUUCCGCAUGCUGCCUCAUUUCCGCCUUCCCACCGAUCCCAUAAUCAGCGACGAAGAACGCCAUGCAUCUCCCGAGGCCUACGCUGAGCAAAUCGAUGAUGAAAGGCCAUCAAAACUCGUCAUUGGCUCAAGCAGCGGUAUCGUACGCAUCACCUUCAACCACACAGAGACAACCCAACCCCUUGGCUGGAUUCACAACGCACCGAAGCGCAUGGAGUACAUGGAAUCUGAUCUUGAAGAGCGCUUUGACCGAUCUAAACCCCUACAACUCAACAUCCUCGCCUACAACGGCAAGGAAACCAGCAUCGGCAACGUAUGGAAGGUUCUCGCCAACAAAACGUUCAUCCGCAUCCCAGGCUCCAAUAUUCGACUCGUAAAGCGCCUAGCCUUCCCUGAUGAGUCCAACAACGCUCGUCGAUAUGAAUGGGCACAGCUCCUCCACGAGAAGGGCAAAGAUGGAAAAGUGCACCGCGCCGUGUCCAUCGAUCUCAGAGUAGGAUGUCUAUGGGACGGAGGUGUGGUGAAGUAUGCAGAUGGCCACACAAGCCAUUGGGGACCUAUGCGUACAUAUGGCAGCAAACACCAUUUCGGUGGUCAUGCUUCUGAGAAGCUACGCCUCCCCGAAGGAGUGGAGAUUACUUCUAUCGAAGUCAACCCUAGGGAUGGUGUAAGGAUGCAUCUCAGCAAUGGCACAAGCGCGGGCGAGCUCAACACGAGGCAUCACUCGGAGAUUGUGAAGUUGACGCCUAGCCCUAAUGAGGUUAUUGUGGGAUUCUUCGGCAAGAGUGAGAGGGGUGGAGGCUUUUGUGGCGUUGAGGAGUUUGGAAUUAUUACUGUGCAGAGAGAUGUGGGGAUUGCUGGACUGCCAGAAACUGUGUGGGAUAUGGAUGAGUUGAAGAAUACGAGUGGGAUGGAAGGGGAUGAGGACGAUAAUCAUUACGACCAUAAUGAAGAUGACGAAGACGAAGAGAUGGACUACGAAGAUGACGAAUAG